Molecule: messenger RNA, 5155 nt
Organism: Xiphophorus couchianus (Monterrey platyfish)
Lineage: Eukaryota; Metazoa; Chordata; Actinopteri; Cyprinodontiformes; Poeciliidae
Gene: map2k4b
Product: mitogen-activated protein kinase kinase 4b
Exons: 13
Coding region: 252-1508 (418 amino acids)
Biological process (GO): protein phosphorylation; MAPK cascade
Molecular function (GO): ATP binding; JUN kinase kinase activity
Source: RefSeq, a predicted model, not a curated record
CAUCCACAUUUAUUCAAAAAGAAGUUCAUUUUAUACAGAGACAGUACAAGUCUUAGUAUAUCAAAAAGUAUUAAUGUUUCAGUAUAAGGUGGUGGUAACCAGGAUUUUCGACCGUCCUUAAAGGCAGCAGCGGCCCAGACGUGGCCGUGGUACAGCUGCUGCGUUCAAGUGACGCAGUGUCCCGUCUGGAGGGAGGGCGAAGUUUCACUCUGCAUUGCAGCCCGAGCGCUGGCUGCCGCCGGAACACAACAAUGGCGACUCCCAGUCCGAACGGCAACUCCACGGGCUCCGGCAAUAUUCUGGGAGCCACGUCGCAUCACCUUCACCAACAGACACAGAGCAGCAGCAUGCAAGAAACCAACACCUGCUGGAGAUGUCAAAAUGAAACAGGGUUUCAGAUAAGCCUGUCCGGAGUGCCCCAAAGCAAACGUAAAGCUCUAAAGUUAAAUUUCGCCAACUCUCCAGUGAAGCCGACCUCAAGGCUUCCGCUUCAUCCCACGGCUCCAUCGUUCCAGAAUCCUCACAUAGAGCGCCUGCGGACACACAGCAUCGAGUCGUCCGGGAAGCUGAAGAUCUCCCCGGAGCAGCACUGCGACUUCACCGCGGAGGACCUGAGAGACCUCGGGGAGAUCGGCCGCGGCGCCUACGGCUCAGUCAACAAGAUGGUCCAUAAACCGACGGGCCAGAUCAUGGCAGUCAAGAGGAUUCGCUCCACUGUGGACGAGAAGGAGCAGAAGCAGCUGCUGAUGGACCUGGACGUGGUGAUGAGGAGUAGCGACUGUGUCUACAUUGUCCAGUUCUACGGCGCCCUCUUCAGAGAGGGCGACUGUUGGAUUUGCAUGGAGCUCAUGUCUACCUCAUUAGACAAAUUCUACAAAUAUGUAUAUUGCGUAUUAGAUGAUGUCAUUCCAGAGGAAAUAUUAGGCAAAAUAACAUUAGCUACCGUUAAAGCACUGAAUCACUUAAAAGAAAACUUGAAAAUAAUUCACAGAGACAUCAAACCUUCCAACAUUCUAAUGGACAGAAGGGGAAACAUCAAACUGUGUGACUUCGGCAUCAGCGGCCAGCUGGUGGAUUCCAUAGCCAAGACCAGAGAUGCAGGCUGCAGGCCUUACAUGGCACCUGAAAGGAUAGACCCCAGUGCUUCCAGACAGGGCUACGAUGUCCGCUCCGACGUUUGGAGCUUGGGAAUCACCUUGUAUGAGUUAGCCACAGGAAGAUUCCCAUACCCCAAGUGGAAUAGUGUUUUUGAUCAGCUGACACAAGUGGUGAAAGGAGAGCCUCCACAGCUCAGCAACUCGGAGGAGAGGCAGUUCUCCCCAAAGUUCAUCAACUUCGUUAACCUAUGCCUUACAAAAGACGAGUCAAAGAGGCCAAAGUACAGGGAGCUUCUGAAACACCCGUUUAUUCUGAUGUACGAGGAGCGCUUCGUGGACGUGGCCAGCUACGUGUGUCGCAUCCUGGAUCAGAUCCCCGCCUCGCCCGUCUCCCCUAUGUACGUCGACUGAUGCCAAGAAGAGCGUUCCCAUUGGUGGAGGAGGGAGGGGUCCUUUAACAUCCAGAGUGGGGUGGUACACUAAGCUUUGUGAUGCGAUGCUUGUCAACUUAGCCUUCAGUUAUGCAGGAUCACCUGUUUGUUCACACGUUCCAAAGAACAAAGGAAUUAAAUCCAAACUUCCCAGUGCAAUGAAAUGAAAAUCACAAAAAAAAAGAGAAACAUUUUCCAGUCAUUUUAAGAUCCCAAAAUAAUCUCUUCCACGUUAGAGCAGAGACACUUGAAGCAGCUUCUUUGUCUUAGUAAAGCGCAAUGCAUCUUUUUAUGUGACACAAAGAAUAGAGUAUACAUAUAUACAUGGAAUCUAUAUAGAUAUAUAUAUACUUGAACUUGUUCACAAAAAUCUACCAAAUGAAAUUGUGUGGAGCUUAUGAUGUAUGAACAAAACAGCAACCUAACGGAUUGUACGUUGUAUGCAUAUUGUCUUCGCCUAAAAUAACGACUUGUAUGGAUUAUUGCUGAUACACCUACUGUCUAAAAAUCACACAUUUUGCUGUGAGCACCGUCACACACAGUCAAUGAAUGGAUAUGCAAAUGUUUCUUUUCGGAAAGCUAAUGCUAGCGUGGCUUUACUUUUUUCUUUUUUUUCCCCCCAAUAUGCAAUCUGUGACGGCUUGUCUUAAAUGUUUUAUCUUCUUACACCUACUGCAGUGCUGGGCUCAGUGUGUGAGCUUUGACCUUUUUGUUCAAGUCACUUAACUAGGUAUGUACUAUUCCAGAAGAACAUUUUCAGUUAGCUAUUGAUGCUAACCGCCCAAAACAAAGUGCACACAGUCAGGUAAGCUGUUUUUUUAAUGGUGGAGACACAGGAAAAAAACAGCAUGCUUUACCAAAAAGAGAAGAAGUUUAUUAUAAAAGACUUUUGGGAAAGAUAAACUCAGCUAGUAUUGAAAUUAGGAGCUUUCUGUGAUGUUAAUCCUUUCUCAUAGCAUGUUGCUAAAUCCUAUUUCUCCAUAAACGUUUCGUAAAGGCAAGCGCCUAACAGUUGACACAUGGUUUAAUUUUUAGGUUUGUUACAUAUAAAGCCGUUAAUCUCUGGAUCUUUGAUUGAUAUUUUUUCAAUUUGAUUAAAUAUGUGACCUGUAGUUGUUACUUUUUAUCCAAAGAAACUUGCAAAGCAUUGAAAACCAACCAAUUAACCAAAUAACUUAAAAAAAAGAACCAAAGGCCUGUUUUCUCUGAAAACAGGUUUUAUUUGCUAAUUGUACAUUGACAUGGAAUAUAUACAUUAAUAAUUUAAGCCUACCAAAAGUUGUUAGCUUACCAGUGUUAUAUAAAUUCCUUUUUUAACACUCUUGCUUUUGACUGGCAAUCAUAAAUACCCUAAGUUACAGUUGGUUUAGACAUACUUGCUUCAUAGCUAAGUACCAGACAACGAAGAAAUUAUGUUUUCUGUUUUUAUAUAAAUGUAGUACAAAUGAAAAUAAUCCAUACUAAUAGUGCUUUUGUUUAUUUUGUCACAACUAGCUAACAAGCGGCCUAAUUAACUAGAACUUGCAUCUGGGUUAGCUAGCUGUAGCAAACAGCUACAUGCUAGCGUGUUUGCUAAUUUAGCAAAAAUUAUAUAGUUACCACCUUGUUAGACCACAAACUCUGUAGCAAACAGCUAGCUGACAAGCGGCUUAACUAGCUGUAGCAAACAGCUAACUGACAAGCGGCCUAAUUAGCUGUAGCAAACAGCUAGCUAACCCAGAUGCAAGUUCUAGUUAACAGAAAUUUUAGCUGACUGUUAGCUAGCUAAAGCUGUCACAUCUAACAGUUAAAUACAUUAUAAACAGAUAGUUGAUAUGUUUUGCCAAUUUAGCAAAAAUUAUAUAGUUUCCACCUAGUUAGACCACAAACUCUGUUCUAUACAUAUUAGUGCAUUUGUUAAAUUAUAGAAGGUUCUGCUUCAAAGUCACGCUCAUAAAGCUUCAUGAACAUUAUCACCAGCUGAUUUCUGAAACAGGAAGACACUUAGUUCUGUGACUAAAACAAUAAGGCAGCACACACAGAGAAUCAAACCUUAGGUUAAUCCAAUGCUACAUUGCCUGAUAUAAAGUUUCUUUCGGAUGUUGUGUUCACUGAUGUAAAUGGAUAUGUAUAUAGCCAUCCUCACCUGCUGUUCUUGGCAGGUUCUGCUCAGAUCUUCUAAUGCUCGUUCCUAAAACAUGGUGAUCAUGUCAGACAGGAGAGGAGAUGUGGCUUCGUACUGAGAAAUGUUACCAUAUAGACUGGUUUUUUUUGUUUGUUUGUUUUUUCUCCUCAACAGCCUGUCUUAGCACUGUACAGUCAAACUCACCCAUAAUGUUCACAGAUCCUCCAUGCUGCCACACACAGGCAUGCAGUAGUAACUACAGCUCUACAUGUUCUGACAGCUUCUUUCUGUCAAAUAAAAGAAAUAGACGGAACAACGGUAAAAUGCUGCUAAUCACAUGCUACCAACUUCCAUACCACAACUGUUGAGAGGAGGAAAGACUCUCCUCGCUUCGUCUCCCGCCCUUUGACCCCUCAGGUCACCCUGGAGCCUGCAUGUCCUCUGGUGAUCCAGCAUGCGUCUGGGCUGAACCCAUCAUGCCAUUUCCUCGCCUAUCAAUUUGUUUGACCCAAACGUGUCAUAGCGUCCUAGAACAGGUCCGACUACGAAGACCCGAGAAGAGCAGUCAGACUUCAAGGAGGUAGCUUCUCAACAAAACACUUAAUGCAACACUAUAGAGAUCCAUCAUCCAAUAAAUUUAAAUGUGUAGGAAAAUAUAUGAUGAUAAUAAAAUUCUCAUUGUGUUAAAUCUAGAGUGAAAUUCACUGGUUUUAUCACCAAAUUUACUGCAGUUUCUGAAAAGCAAAUGGAUGCUGCCAUUGUGGCUCACAUCCAAAAGGAAGUGGUAUUCUUGAUGAGGUUGAUUUAUUAUUUUGGCAGUUUAUUCUCAUCUGAGUCGCAUCUGGGGUUUUUUUCUGUGACGUUGAGCCAAAAGAAAUGUUUCAAAUAUUUAGUGGUGCUUUAAUAGUAAGAAUGUAGAGGAUAAAAUCACACCAGCACCCUUACCCUAUAUGACAUUAGAAAUGGGCUGUAUGCUCAGUUAAAUGGUUGUACAAUUCAACUAUAGCAGUUUACAAGAUUAGUUAAAUAUUAUUAGUCUGUUGGAGUAUUACUUGUAUCGUUACAUUUGGGAUAGUCAAUGAAAAUGCAUAUGUUUGGUUUAUUAUGGGUCUCUACAGCUGUUAGCUGUGCCAUACCUCCCAUUGUGUGGGUGUACAUCGCGUCAUUUUGUUAGGAACAGUGAACGGUCUUUUUUUUUUAAAUUUUUUUUUUACCUGUUCGGGAAAGCAAAACAUUACAACCACCAGAUUAAAUUCUGUCAUAAGGAGUUCUUGUCAGGCCUGUACUUUUCGUCUCCUUCCGGAAUGGCAGUAGAUGGCGCCGUUUUCCCUGCAGAUCUGCGGGGUUUAUUAUGCGUUUCCAGGAAGUUCACUUUGCCACUGGUGAAUAUGAGUCUGCAGGGUACAUGUACAAAUGGCAAUUUACCAGAAUGUUCAUAUUAGAAUAUAAGAUGAUAUUAAGGGCAAUGAAUAUUAUAAGGUAUGUUUAUUGAGGGUUACAAAUAAAGUUCCCCAUGAAAAAGA